Lodderomyces elongisporus is the source of this 1323-nucleotide messenger RNA. RefSeq names its product DExD/H-box ATP-dependent RNA helicase (gene DHH1). Gene Ontology annotation, molecular function: ATP binding; mRNA binding; RNA helicase activity. The coding region runs from base 1 to 1323 and encodes 440 amino acids. The record is from RefSeq and is a predicted model, not a curated record. NCBI's taxonomy places the organism in Eukaryota, Fungi, Ascomycota, Pichiomycetes, Serinales, Debaryomycetaceae. The transcript has a single exon. Gene Ontology annotation, biological process: P-body assembly; cytoplasmic stress granule assembly; negative regulation of translation. Gene Ontology annotation, cellular component: P-body; cytoplasmic stress granule.
AUGUCAGAAACUAGCGAUUGGAAGAGUGAUUUAAAUCUUCCACAGAAGGACACUAGACCUCAGACCGAGGAUGUGUUAAACACCAAGGGCAAAUCAUUUGAAGACUUCAAUUUGAAGAGAGAAUUAUUGAUGGGUAUUUUUGAAGCCGGAUUCGAAAAGCCAUCCCCCAUUCAAGAAGAGUCGAUCCCCAUGGCCUUGGCCGGAAGGGAUGUUCUUGCGAGAGCCAAGAAUGGUACCGGUAAAACAGCAUCGUUUAUAAUUCCAUGUUUACAACUAGUCAAACCAAAAUUAAACAAAAUCCAAGCAUUAAUAUUAGUCCCCACCAGGGAAUUGGCAUUACAGACGUCUCAGGUUGUAAGGACUUUGGGUAAGCACUUGGGAGUACAAUGUAUGGUUACCACGGGUGGUACCUCAUUAAGAGAUGAUAUUGUUAGAUUAAACGACCCCGUGCAUAUCUUGGUUGGAACACCAGGGCGAGUAUUGGAUUUGGCUUCUAGAAAGAUUGCAGAUUUGUCUGAGUGUCCUAUCUUUGUAAUGGAUGAGGCUGAUAAAAUGUUGUCACGAGAGUUUAAAGGAAUAAUAGAACAAAUUUUAGAAUUUUUCCCACAAAAUAGACAAGCAUUGUUGUUUAGUGCUACUUUCCCAAUUACCGUGAAAGCUUUUAUGGAGAAGCAUUUGAACAAGCCAUAUGAGAUUAAUCUUAUGGAUGAAUUAACAUUGAAAGGUAUCUCACAGUUUUAUGCCUUUGUUGAGGAGAGACAAAAAUUGCACUGUCUCAACACAUUAUUUUCCAAAUUACAAAUCAAUCAAUCAAUCAUCUUUUGUAACUCGACAAACCGAGUUGAGCUAUUAGCAAAAAAGAUUACUGAGCUUGGAUAUUCAUGUUAUUAUUCGCAUGCAAAGAUGCCUCAGCAAGCGAGAAACAAGGUGUUUCACGAGUUUAGACAGGGUAAAGUUAGAAACUUGGUUUGUUCCGACUUGUUGACCAGAGGUAUUGACAUACAAGCUGUUAAUGUGGUUAUCAAUUUUGAUUUCCCUAAAACAGCAGAGACUUAUUUGCACAGAAUUGGUCGUUCUGGUAGAUUUGGUCACUUGGGUUUGGCCAUUAAUUUGAUGAGUUGGAACGAUAGAUACUCAUUAUACAAGAUUGAGCAAGAAUUGGGCACUGAGAUUAAGCCUAUCCCAGCAACAAUUGAUAAAUCGUUGUAUGUUGCUGAAAACGAAGACGCAGUUCCAAGACCCUUCAAGGCCGAGGACUUGGCAAGAGUUAAGAAUGGUGGUAGUGGUGUAGGUGUAAACAACCACCAACAAACUACUUCAUAG